Stegodyphus dumicola is the source of this 749-nucleotide messenger RNA. RefSeq lists its product as uncharacterized. Lineage: Eukaryota; Metazoa; Arthropoda; Arachnida; Araneae; Eresidae. The record is from RefSeq and is a predicted model, not a curated record.
GCAUAUUGCUUGGUUUGUGUUUACUCCCAGUAUCAGGAAUACGUAGCUGGACGAGGGUAUCCACAAGCCAGAACAGGAAGACCACUUCCCCCAGCUGAGUACCAGAGGGACGGCUGUUCAUCCAGUGUUACUAAGAUCACAAAUGAUUCAAUGGCUUUAACACAACAAUCAUCAGCUCCACCUGGUGUCAGUGAUGCUACCAUAAAUUCCGAGUAUUCUUCUACGUUUCAAAAUGUGGAAGUGAUUAUUAAUGGAAAAGAAAAAGAACCGAUUGCGGAGCAGAUAAGUACUGCUGGGGAAACGAAUAGAAACUCACCAAAUGGAAUCGAAAAUGCUGUCUAUGUAGCUAUUUCUGAAAAUGGCGGAAGAAUCUUUGAUGUGAGUCUUAAUAAUGAAGGAGAAGUUCCUAAAGAAGAAACUCAGCCAUUUGUUUAAAAAUUCUUCGGCCAUUAAGAAGAAAAAGAAGAUUUAUAAUGAGCUUACAUACACAGCCGUGUUUUAUGUCUUUCUUUAGUGAAAGCAUUUCCAUGUGUGCAGAAGGCCCUACUAUCUAUUAUUAAUGAAACAAUUACCCUGAUUAAAGUGUUAUUGUUAUAUAUAAUGUGCUAAAUAAUUUUUUCCUGCAUAUGUUUCUUGUGAAAACAUUUCUUGAAAAUCUGUCUGAAAAUGUAUUACAGAUAAAAUUUGUGAAACGAAUAUAGCUACAUUUUUCAUGUAAAGAAAUAUUAAACUGGUACAUUAUUUCAAUU